ACGCUGUGUGAAACGAGUGCGCUCUGUCACCGGUAGAAACUCUUAUGCCUUGUUUCAGAAGGAAGUCAGACAUAGCGUUAGCUGCGGGCUUUGAGGAAGUACCAACGCUUUUCUGAUCUCAAAUGGCUUCCCCAGGGCAAAGCGUCGAGUCCAUACACCAAUGGAUUUUUGAGAAUGGAGACAAGAGGACCGACCCUUGGCUGCUGGUCUACUCUCCAAUGCCUGUGGUCUAUAUAUUCCUGAUCUAUCUCGGAGUGGUCUGGGCCGGGCCCAAGCUGAUGAAGCACAGGGAACCGCUUGACCUCAAACCGCUGCUCAUUGUCUACAAUUUCACCAUGGUCUGCAUGUCAGUCUACAUGUUUCACGAGUUUCUGGUGACAUCUCUGCUGUCUAACUACAGUUACCUGUGUCAGCCAGUGGAUUACAGUACAAGUCCACUUGCAAUGAGGAUGGCCAAAGCUUGCUGGUUGUUUUUCUUCUCGAAGGUUAUAGAACUGGCUGACACGGUGUUCUUCAUCUUGAGAAAGAAGAACAAUCAGUUGACCUUCCUGCAUGUUUAUCACCAUGGUACCAUGAUCUUCAACUGGUGGGCUGGUGUCAAGUAUCUGGCUGGAGGCCAAUCCUUCUUCAUCGGUCUCCUCAACACCUUUGUCCAUUCUGUGAUGUACUCCUACUAUGGGCUGGCUGCACUUGGGCCUCACAUGCAGAAGUACUUAUGGUGGAAACGUUAUCUAACCUCACUCCAGCUGGUCCAGUUUCUGCUGGUGUCUGCUCAUACAGGCUACAACCUCUUCACUGACUGUGACUUUUCCAAAGCCAUGAACGCCUAUGUCUUUACAUACUGUAUCAGUCUCAUUGCUCUCUUCAGCAACUUCUACUACCAGAGUUACCUCAACACCAAGGCCAAGAAGAUGUAGAUGGUAUGGACAAUUAUGCACUUAGUGUCUCACUGUACCGGAAUUCAGUUUGCUGGUAAUUUAAACCUUUUGUAACCAAUUGUCUAGAGACUGUUUUUGUGAAGCCUCCUACCAAACGCCUCUGUGGCAGCGUUUCCUAAACCAGAUCCUGGGGACUAAGUUAAUGUACCCAAGCUCUACAAAGCUGACUUGAAUAAUUGUAUCUGUAUAAUGACUUUGAGAUAUUAUAUUUGAAUCAGUUGUGUGGGCAAAAAACAAAUGGUAUACACCUUGAUGACUCCAGGACCGGGUUUGGGAAACGCUCACUAUUACAUCUGGCUGUGAAACUAUGAAAACAGCUUUGGUCCGUUGUAAGGAUGUAGACUGGGAUGUGUAUUUCUGUUUGGCACCUAUACGAGAGCCCCUUUAGAUUUGAGAUGAGCUGCCCUAACAUAACUCCUCUUCAACCGUGUUGGCAUCGGUGUGUUGUCGGGGUCGGUUGAUCUGACGCCACCUGGUGGCCAACCAUUGUCAAUUCCUUGCCUGAAAAUAUUCACUGAAUAUGUGGAACCUCUCCAACUUGUCCAAUACGGAAAUUGUGCUCCUCUAAAACAGUCUUGUGUGUUGUGAAUUUUGCCAUUUCAAUGAUUGCAAAUUGUUGAUCAAAUGUCCGGAGAUGCAAGAGUAUAUUUUUGAAGAAAAUGUUAAAAUUUCUGAGGCUUAUAGUCACUAAAAUGUUAAUAAUUUAAGCAUCGUCAGAUGUUAAUGGGGGUGAACAAAGCAUUUUAAUAUGCUUCAUAUGCUAUAAUUUUUUUAUUAUCAGUAAAAAUGAAAAAUUCAUAUUUCAAAGUUUAGCUCUCUUAUUAAACAUGUUUCCGCGAUAAAGGAACAUUUCACUAUUUUUUCAACUUGAUGUUAGUAACUCACCUUGUAAGCAGUCAGUGGGCUAGGAUGAACUUUAUUUACAAUCUUUAAACAGCAAUUACAAACAUCUGCUAACUCUAGCCAGCAAAAUAAAUCUAUGAAAGUAAUGGUGGUGCGAGGACGUUUUAUUUUAUGUUCAAAUCACAUCAGUUACAUGAAACAAAAUAUGCAGUUUUCUUGUGAUUGGGAGAUUCUCUUUUAUUUUGUUAACCAUCUUCACACCAUUGAGUUUUAGCUGGUAGUUGCUCAAGUUAGUAAAAUAGCUAUUUAAAGAAAAUGUAAUUGCAGUUCAUCCUAUCUCAUAGAAUAUUUACAGGAUGAGGAAACCAUUGUGAAAUAGCUAAAUGCUCUUUUAAUUGCCUGUUGCCCCUAAAGAUAACAUGCUGCUAUAUAUUUAUACAUAAUGGACAACCAAAAAGAGUUUGUAAUAUUGCAGCUAGUCUUUGCCUGAUAUGCAGUGCAUUUUCACACUUUAGUUAAUGAAAAUGUUCUCAAGUUUUGUUUGUGUUUUCAUAUUAAUGUAUAUUUUGACGUGUUUACAACACUUUACACUCAAGCUGUCUCUAUGUAUUUAUUUCUUAUUUUUACAAUGUAUGUAUAAUGACACUAUGAUAAAAGAGAAAUACAUAUAUAGUUGGGAAUCAUAAAUGAGUUGGGCUUACUAGCAAAUGUUUAGAUUUAAUCCAAGCUGAAAUACGUGUUUGUUUUCAGACCUUUCUGCUCAGUGUUGCAUAUUGGCUUCAUUGCAUAAAUAUUCCUACGAAUGUUGAUUUUAAAAAUGUGUAUAUAUGUUUUACCAGAAAUGUUAUUUCAGGUCACCUUGGGUUGUCCUAAUCGCUAGUUAUCUACGGGUUCAGUCAAUGUAUCUCAAGUCUGUAUAGGGCCCUGAACUACUUAAGUAAACAUGUUAGAGGAGCUGUUUCACAGGUUCUCAAACAGCAACAUUCCUUCCCUGAUGUUACAGUUAAACAGGGUUUCUAGGCCUCCUUGCUGUAUUUGAGUGUCCACCAGGGGGCAGAGUCUGUCCAUGUCUGCUGCUCCCUGUGGCCUUUUCUUACGUUGCUCAUUUUCACCUCCUCUCUCUUUGUUUCCUUCUCAAAACCCAUUGGUUGAGAAAGCCAGUGGUCCCUCCCCUCUGACCUUAUCCUCCAAUAGGUUUUCAGACAGGCAAGGAGAAGACAAUUUGAGAAAAGGCUCAUUUGUAAAGUCGUAACUGUUCUACACUUGAUUUGAUCUGCAUCUUCAUAUUGUGUAUAUUUUGUGGCACUGCUGUUUUUAUAUUGGGCACAAAUUAAUAUUAGAGUGGAUGUUAUUUGAAACUUGUGGAAAGCCAAGAAUCCUUAUGCCCUUGUCGUGUGUGUGUGUGUGUGUGUGUGUGUGUGUGUGUGUGUGUGUGUGUGUGUGUGUGUGCAUGCAUGCAUGCAUGCGCGUUAACACCUAGCAAAAUGUGUAGGAAGAAGUACCUGCACACUGUUUUACUCAUACUGUUUCUCCCAUCAUUAAAAUAGUUAUUUCCUUUGUCUAUGACUUAAGAAAUGACCCCA
Esox lucius (northern pike) is the source of this 3364-nucleotide messenger RNA. It is a transcript of the gene elovl8b, whose product is annotated as ELOVL fatty acid elongase 8b. Gene Ontology annotation, biological process: very long-chain fatty acid biosynthetic process; fatty acid elongation, polyunsaturated fatty acid; fatty acid elongation, saturated fatty acid. The coding region runs from base 123 to 917 and encodes 264 amino acids. The record is from RefSeq and is a predicted model, not a curated record. The transcript has 8 exons. Gene Ontology annotation, cellular component: endoplasmic reticulum membrane. Gene Ontology annotation, molecular function: fatty acid elongase activity. NCBI's taxonomy places the organism in Eukaryota, Metazoa, Chordata, Actinopteri, Esociformes, Esocidae.